AAUAUAGGAGCAAAUGGGAGAAACGACAACAUGUGGGCAUGAACAAGACACGACGACACACAGACUAAUCCAAUCUUCUCAUCUUCCGAUCGUUAUGUUAUCCAUGGAGGAAGUCGCAUUGCUUCUCUAGUUCUCUUCAUAUCCUAAACCUUCUUCAUCUCUCCGCCACCGGAAAAUGCAAUUCUCCGCCGCAAUAGGAUCGCCAUAUUCCUCCGUCUCUCGUAUAGCUUUUCUCUCUCACUUACUCGCCACCGAUGUUUCUGCUACGAAAACACCACCGCUAACUUGGAACUAUUCCACCACCAAUUUCUUCAUUUGUCGAAGCUCUUUAACCCCCAAAAAACCCUCACCUUCGAUUCCAGCCCCCAAGGUUUCCACCUCCGACGACACCUCGAAAACUCAGCUCCUGGAUCUUAUUGACGAAGACGACGACGUCGUUCGCCAAGCUCGGAGAUCUGCUGAUUGGAAAGCAGCAAGAGCUCAUUAUGAGAACGGAAUUGUAUAUCAAGGCAGAAUUGAGGGAUCCAAUGGAGGUGGUUUACUAAUUCGAUUUUAUUCUCUUGUUGGAUUUCUUCCAUAUCCACAAUUGAGCCCAUCUCACUAUUGUAAAGAACCAGAAAAGUCCAUCCAAGAGAUUGCAAAAACACUAACGGGUACUCUUAUUUCCGUUAAGGUGAUUCAUGCGGAAGAGGAGAAAAGAAAACUUAUAUUCUCCGAAAAAGAAGCUACGUGGUCAAAGUAUUCAAAUAGUGUAAAAGUUGGAAAUGUUUAUGAUGCAAGAGUUGGAUCGGUUGAAGACUAUGGUGCCUUUGCUCACUUGCGAUUUCCUGAUGGUUGUUAUCAUCUUACUGGACUUGUACAUGUUUCGGAGGUGUCGUGGGAUUUGGUUCAGGAUGUGAGAGAUAUCUUGAAUGAGGGCGAUUUAGUCAAGGUCAAAGUCAUUGGUGUCGAUAGGAAUAAAUCAAGAAUUACAUUGUCAAUAAAGCAACUGGAGGAAGAUCCGCUGCUAGAAACUUUGGAGAAAGUCAUCCCUCAGGAUAAUUCAGGUGGUUCUCCUUCGGAAGACUAUGUCAUCGACCCACUUCCAGGUCUCGAAACAAUUGUCGAAGAACUAAAACGAGAAGAAGGCAUAAUCGACAUAAAAAUAACUCGUCAAGGAUUCGAGAAACGAGUUGUAUCACAGGAUCUCCAACUUUGGCUAUCAAAUGCACCCCCUAAUGGAAAUCAGUUCACACUCCUUGCUCGAGCAGGAAGACAAGUACAGGAAAUACAACUCGUAACUUCACUCGAUCAAGAUGGGAUCAAAUUUGCAUUACAGAGAGUUUUGGAGCGAGUUCCAUGAUUAAUUUCUUCAAAUUUCGUAAUAUACGUAAAGAGUUAUUACAGAGAUCCAGAUCCUACUUAUUGUACAGAAAUCACAUUAAACCUGCAACUAUCGUCGUUUUUUUACUGAUGUAUGCUGUUCGUGUUCUUCCUUUCA
Messenger RNA from Lactuca sativa (garden lettuce), 1480 nucleotides. RefSeq names its product Nucleic acid-binding proteins superfamily. NCBI's taxonomy places the organism in Eukaryota, Viridiplantae, Streptophyta, Magnoliopsida, Asterales, Asteraceae. Gene Ontology annotation, molecular function: nucleic acid binding. The record is from RefSeq and is a predicted model, not a curated record.